This is a messenger RNA of Vanderwaltozyma polyspora DSM 70294, 1119 nucleotides long. RefSeq names its product Bcd1p (gene BCD1). Gene Ontology annotation, cellular component: pre-snoRNP complex; nucleus. The record is from RefSeq and is a predicted model, not a curated record. Lineage: Eukaryota; Fungi; Ascomycota; Saccharomycetes; Saccharomycetales; Saccharomycetaceae. The transcript has a single exon. Gene Ontology annotation, biological process: snoRNA localization; maturation of LSU-rRNA from tricistronic rRNA transcript (SSU-rRNA, 5.8S rRNA, LSU-rRNA); box C/D snoRNP assembly. The coding region runs from base 1 to 1119 and encodes 372 amino acids.
AUGAGUCAGUUGUGUGAAGUUUGUGGGCUGAACGAGUUCAAAUACAGGUGUCCAAAGUGUUUGAAGAGGAGUUGUUGUUUAGAGUGUAGCAAAAAACACAAGUUCGAUGAAGAUUGUUCUGGAUUGAAGUAUGAAAGCACUGAAUAUAUAUCUAGUGAGGUGAUAAAGGGUGCUGAUGAUGAGAAGUACGAGUCGAACCAUCUGGUUCAGAGGGAUUACAAUUUUUUGAUGAAGAUCAAGAGGGAUUUGGAGUUGAGUGCGACUGAUUCCAAGAUGAAGAAUAGGACUAUCUUGCAACAGCAAGGGAAAGGUAACUACAGGGUUUCGAAGCCAGUGUCAGUAUCUUCAGAGUGUCACAGUGUAGUGAGAAGGGGAGUAAAUUGUCUGCUGUUGCCCAGGGGUAUGCAGCGGUCGCUACAAAACAAAAGUAAAUGGGAUAAACCGUUAGAUCUAUUCGUAUGGACGUUAGAAUGGGUGUUGUUUCCCAUGUCAGGAGACAAUGGUAAUGAUGUGUUUUCCCAUUUAAGUCACAGGGUGAAAGAAACAAACACUGUCGUUGAAAGCAUGGGCAAGAUUAUUUUCAACAAGUGUUGUGAAUACUAUAAUCUUUCGAAGGCUGAUACAGAUGACAAAGCCAAUGGGGUAGAGACCAAACAGGAGAGGACCGAUCUUUUGGUAAAUUGUGGGCUGAAAUUUUACACGAAGCAUUUCCCUGAGCAUAUCCCAACGAUGAUGGAUUCUAAAAAAUUGAUUGAAAUAGAGCCAUCAAACGUCUGCAUUGGUGAAAUUUUCAGAAACAAAACAGUGAUAGAGUUCCCAACGAUAUUUGUAGCGUUGGAUGUCAACGAUAUACCAUCAGAGUUCGAGAUAGUUGGGAGGAAAACAGACGUUGUUGAAACGCAAGAAGAAGAAUCUGGAUCAGAUUCCACAAGCAGCAGUAGCAGUAGCAGUAGCAGUAGCAGUAGCAGCAGCAGUGACGAAGCACCAAUGGAAGAACCGUCAACAAACAACGGAGCAUCCAGCACAUGUUUUAGAAACACAGAAACCAACGAGAGUGACUGCGACAGUGACAGCGACGAUUAUACCCCCGGUGUCAAUCUAGACUUUAUGGCAUUCUAA